UCGCCCCCACGUGACGGCGGCGGGGCGGCGGGGCGGCGGCGGCGGCGGGGUGCGCGCGCCCGGGAUGGAGGUCGAGCCCCGCGGGGGGCGCGCGGAGAGCAGGAAGGAGCACUGGAAGCUGCUGGGCAACCUGAAGACCACAGUGGAAGGGUUGGUGUCCACCAGCAACCCCAACGUCUGGUCCAAGUAUGGCGGCUUGGAGCGGCUCUGCAGAGACAUGCACAGCAUCCUCUACCACGGGCUCAUCCACGACAAGGUGUGCUGCAGGCAGAAGGAUUACUGGCAGUUCGUGAAAGACAUUCGCCGGCUGAGUCCCAGCUCUGCUCAUCACCUGGAGAAGUUCAUCAGCCUGCACGAGAACGGCCAGCCCGGCCCAGACGGCCGCAGCGACCAAGCUAUUGCCAAGCUGUGGCUGCAGCACAGCCUGCAGUUCCACUGCCUCUCGGCGCAGCUCAGACCUCUCCUGGGGAACAGGCAGUACAUAAGGAAAUUUUACACAGACACUGCCUUCCUGCUCAGUGACGCCCACGUCACAGCCAUGCUGCAGUGCCUGGAGGCUGUCGAGCAGAACAACCCCAGGCUGCUGGCUCAGAUUGACACGUCCAUGCUGGCCGGCACGUCACUGCCAUCCCUGUGCGCGUCAGGUCCCUCUGCUGGGACAAGAGAUACACGUGACUGUGACGCUGAAGGACACCAGAGCCGCUUGCCUGGGGCGCUGGGCUGCCUGGAUCAUCUUGCUGAGAGCCUGCUCACCAGGAGGGGUGAAGGUCCUUCUCCGGUGACAAAGAGCCAGAGCCUGACUGCCCUCCCCGGGUCCCUGUAUGCCCCAUCUGCAGGCUGCACGCAGCAGCGCCACUGCGGGUCCUUCUCCAGCCUGCCCCAUCCAGCCUCGUCUGGCCUGCCAGACAGGAGACCAACAAGCUCCUCCGUCUGCUCCAGCACCAGCCAGCCCCAGGAACGCUGCCCAGCCACCCGGUCCUCCUCCUUCAGCGAGGGCAGGACCUCCCUGGAGCAGCCCAGCUCCCGCGUCCCCUCACCCAAGGACCCCUUCUCUCCAGCCAGCGAGAUGAGCUCCAGCACCACCAGCCAGAGCGAGGACACUUGGACGGGGAGCCAGGACGAUGCGCAGAGCGACGCGAACGAUGGGCCAGAGUACCUGGCCAUCGGCAACUUGGGGCGUCGGGGCCGGGCCUGCAGCAGCGCCAGCACCAGCAGCAACAAGAGCAGCAGCUCCAACCUCUUCUCCUCCAGCAGCUCCCAGAAGCUGGACUCGGUCUCCUCCCUGGGGGAGCAGGGGGCGAGCGGAGGUGGGAGCUGGGGCCUGGGCCUGUUGCGGCGGUCCAGCUUCUCGGAGGGGCAGUCGUCAGCCCCGCAGGGCAUCCUCAAGAAGAGCCACGUGCGCUCGCACUCUGACACCAAUGUGGCCUCGGGGAAAUUGCAUGGAGGCCUCAGGGAUAUCACCAUUAUAAUAGAAGAUCCAGUGGCAGAGUCCCAUGGUGACACGGGCAGAGGCAGAGGGACAGUGUCUGGUUCCACCCAGAGCAGCGAACUGAGCACACCCAGCUCCCUCUACAUGGAGUAUGACUCUGGCCAGUACCUGAGCUCGGGGGAAGGGAUGUUCAGAAGACCCUCGGAAGGGCAGUCCCUCAUCAGCUACCUCUCUGAGCAGGACUUCGGCAGCUGCGCAGACCUGGAGAAGGAGAAUGCCCACUUCAGCAUCUCAGAGUCACUGAUCGCUGCCAUCGAGCUGAUGAAAUGCAACAUGAUGAGCCGGCAGCUGGAGGAGGAGGAGGAAGACAGCGACAAGGAGAUCCAGGAGCUGAAACAAAAGAUUCGCAUUAGGCGCCAGCAGAUCCGUACCAAGCACCUGUUCCCUGCCUGCCAGGAGAUGGGCUCAGACAGCCUUGUGGCGACAGACAGCGAGUCCCAGUUCAGCUCCCGCGGCUCCAUGCGCCUGUCUGAUUCUGGCUCUGCGGAGGAUGUGGAAGAGUACGAGAUACAAGAUGCAGACAUCAAGAGGAAUCCAGACUCCAGCAGGAAAUCCUUUCUCUCCUCAGAGUCCAUAUCCCACUCCUUCAGCAAUUCAAACUCAGCAGAAGCCGUUGCCAUGGGCUUGCUGAAGCAGUUUGAGGGCAUGCAGCUGCCGGCUGCCUCCGAACUGGAAUGGCUCGUCCCCGAGCACGAUGCUCCACAGAAGCUCCUGCCCAUCCCUGACUCUCUGCCCAUCUCUCCCGACGAUGGAGAACACGCCGACAUCUACAAGCUGAGGAUUCGGGUGCGAGGAAACCUGGAGUGGGCCCCCCCACGACCACAGAUCAUCUUCAACGUUCACCCAGCCCCAACGAGGAAGGUGGCUGUGGCCAAGCAGAAUUACCGCUGUGCGGGCUGUGGCAUCCGGACUGAUCCUGAUUACAUCAAGCGGAUGCGGUACUGUGAGUACCUGGGGAAGUAUUUCUGCCAGUGCUGCCACGAGAAUGCCCAGAUGGUCAUCCCCAGCCGCAUCCUGCGCAAGUGGGACUUCAGCAAGUACUACGUGAGCAACUUCUCCAAAGACCUGCUGAGCAAGAUCUGGAGUGACCCACUCUUCAACGUGCAGGAUAUCAAUCCUGCCCUGUACCGGAAAGUGAAGUCUCUCAACCAAGUGUGGAUGCUGCGAAUCCAGCUUUUCCACAUGAAGAACAUGUUUAAGACCUGCCGCCUAGCUAAAGACCUCCUAGACGCCUUUGAUGCAGUGCCCGGCCACUUGACGGAGGAUUUGCACCUCUACUCCCUGAGUGACCUCAGCGCCACAAAGAGGGGGGACCUGGUGCCUCGCCUGACGGAACUGCUGAAGGCAGGCAGCCUGCACGUUGAGAAAUGCAUGCUGUGCCAAGCUAAAGGUUUCAUCUGCGAGUUCUGCCAGAAUGAAGACGACAUCAUCUUCCCCUUUGAGCUCAGCAAGUGCAGGACGUGUGAAGAGUGCAAAGCCUGCUACCACAAGUCCUGCUUCAAGUCCACCCACUGUCCCCGCUGUGAGCGACUCCAAGCCCGGCGGGAGCUGCUGGCCAAGCAGAGCAUGGAGUCCUACGUCUCGGACUAUGAGGACGAGUUGGAGCAGCAGGAGGCAGCAGCAGCCACAUGAGCAUACUGCAGCAGAGGAGCAGGUAGCGGGUUUAUUUAUACCUGUGGCCUUCAUCACCAGAGACUGAGCCAAGCGGACUUGUGAUGAGGAGGACCGCUGGGACACUUGUCAUGCAGGGUGCUUGGAGCACUGGCUCAAAGGGAGCUGUUUUCCCCACGCAGCAGUGCUGGGGAAUGAACAUUUUCUAUAGUCUAAGUCUGCUCCAGGCACCAGUCACCCCCCCGACGCCUUGGCUUGGGGAAAGGCAGCCUCCCCAUCUGUCCUGCAGGCUGAACAUGGACCUUUACCAGGCAGUCGCUCACGGGCCAGGCUGCUGCCUUCCCCUUUGGGAACUGCUGGGCCAGGCAGGGCUGCAAGGCCUGUCCCAAUCCCCUCCUCCCUGGGAGGCCCCCCAGUGGGGUCAGCACUUUCUGCUCAGCAGCUGGACACUGGAAGCCCUGACCACGUCCCCUCCUGGGAGGCAGGAAUCAUCUCUGAGUCUUCCCAGGCUUGUCUUGCUGCUGGUGUGUUUUUGGAGGGAGGGUAGGGGUUUGGGGCUGAACGGGACAUUUAGCAGCUCCCUUUUUCACAUCUGGACUGGAACUAUUGCCAGAAACCUAUUUCUCUUCCUCCAGGAUCGGAACAGAGGAGGUAGCAAUGGUAAAAAUGUGGUGUCUGCUCCCCUCGCCACCGCAGAGGCAGCACCCAGGGGGCAGCGAGGAGGUGCAGCCAUCCAAGGGGACCCGUGCUGCUGGGCAUUGCAUGGGAGAUCUCAUGGCAGGAGAGUGCAGCAAGUGAGGCUCCAAACCUCACUUCUCCCUCAUGCCGCUGGUCUGUUCUUGGGCAUGUCUCCUCCUCUAAGGGUGACGUGGGACCUCACCCUGUCACCUUGGGAUUCAUGUGAAGGCUCUUGCUCAGCCCUCCGGGCGCCUCCCCCCAGCCUCUGUCACAGUUUGGUCUUUUAGGUUGGGCUUUUUUUUUUUUUUUUUUAAUUGGCUGGAUUUGGUUUUACUUUUUUAAUGCAGUUGUUUGUAUUUUUAACUGUUUGCUCCCCACCUCCCAAGAAGGUGCUGCUGGAGAUGUUCCUACGUGAGGGGAUAUAAAACCUCCAGAGCUCCCCUGCUCCUGGUACCUCACCCCUGACCGGGGCUGGCAGCUGCCAGGUGUCCCCUCUCCCAUCAGACCUGCUCCCCUUGGGAGAGGGGUCACCAAGCCAGGCAGAGCCUCCAGGGAGAAGCUGGACAGGUUGCUCCCACCGGGGUGCACUUUUUUGGGAGAGGGGUUGGCACUGGGGGUGCUGCAGGGUGCGGCUGCAUCCAGGGGAUGCUUUGUCCCAGGGUAUGGGCAGCGUCCAGCACCAAGGUAGCACUGGGGGCCUGAGCCCACCCAGCUUGGCAGUCAGGUGGUGGGAAGGAUGAAGGGUGUUGAGGGGCAGGGAACACCAGCUUUCAGCCUGCCCUGAGGCUGGGAUGUCACCUCUUACGGGCUGCCCCUGACAGCAGGGUC
Messenger RNA from Oxyura jamaicensis (ruddy duck), 4606 nucleotides. RefSeq names its product run domain Beclin-1-interacting and cysteine-rich domain-containing protein-like. Gene Ontology annotation, cellular component: late endosome; early endosome. Gene Ontology annotation, biological process: negative regulation of endocytosis; negative regulation of autophagosome maturation. Gene Ontology annotation, molecular function: phosphatidylinositol phosphate binding. The record is from RefSeq and is a predicted model, not a curated record. Lineage: Eukaryota; Metazoa; Chordata; Aves; Anseriformes; Anatidae.